AUGAUGAACACUGAGUACCAGUACUCCAAUACUGGUAUUGGAGCUGCCGCUGCAAUAGAGUUUAUCAAAGAAAAAGGAAACGUUGUUAUAGUUGGAAGAAACGAGCAUAAACUAAAUGAUACCUUAGACAGAUGCACGAAAUUCGGAAAAAUUCCUUUUGUAGUCAUAGCAGAUAUAAGCAAAGAUGAAGAAGCAAAACGCGUUGUUGAAGAAACUAUUGGAAAAUUUGGUAUAUCGGAUGUACUAGUUAACAAUGCUGGAUUUGUUAAAUAUGGUACUAUUUUAUCUGAAACCAAAAUGUCCACAAAGAACAAUCUUCGUGCAAAAUCUUUAGCAGCCCAAUACUUGAUAAAAGUUAAAGGAACUAUAAUUAAUAUAUCAAGUGUUGCCGGCAAAUUUGUUCCCAAAUAUGUGUCUGGUUCAAUGUAAAACGUAUCUUCAGCACCAAUGGAUCAUU
Messenger RNA from Leptidea sinapis, 457 nucleotides. RefSeq names its product short-chain dehydrogenase/reductase homolog YusS-like. The transcript is spliced from 3 exons. The coding region runs from base 1 to 429 and encodes 142 amino acids. NCBI's taxonomy places the organism in Eukaryota, Metazoa, Arthropoda, Insecta, Lepidoptera, Pieridae. The record is from RefSeq and is a predicted model, not a curated record.